CUUGUACCUCAGUCUAGGGUACCAAGCUUCGGAGUCGUUGAGACUGAGGGAGUGAGAGAGGGACGCAGGGUGUUCUUCGGAGAACGAAAUCUGACUGCAUGCUGAUCUCCGGCUCUGCGAGUUUCCCUCCAUCGCCAUGAGAGGCCAGGAAGAAGACCCUAGUCUCCGAGGCUCCAUGGCUGGCUUUGUAGAAGCAUGACUCCAGCUACGUCUGACGGCCCUGUUGCCUUUUUUAUGGGAGCUACCGCCGCACCUAUACUCGUGGGGAUUUAAGCUCUUCCGGGACACCCCUCCCCCCUACGGUUAACCCCCGAGUGGGUGAUAUAGCGAGACAAUGGCGAACAACUCGUACAGCGGAGUGAAGAACUCCAUCGUGGAGGCCAACCACGAUGGCGACUUUGGCUGCACGCUCAAAGAACUGCGCUCCCUCAUGGAACUGCGAGGCACGGAGGGCCUAAGCAAAAUAGGGGAAUGUUACGGAGACGUUCACGGACUCUGCAGCCGAUUAAAAACCUCACCCACGGACGGUCUAAGUGGGCAGCCGGCAGACAUCGAGAAACGGAAAACAGUGUUUGGGCAAAAUUUGAUACCGCCCAAAAAGCCCAAAACAUUCUUGCAAUUAGUGUGGGAGGCGCUGCAGGAUGUCACGCUGAUUAUCCUGGAAGUGGCAGCCAUAAUUUCACUUGGCCUUUCUUUUUAUAGACCUCAAGAUGCUGAAAGAGAAGACUGCGGGAAGGCCGCCGGCGGCGGGGACGACGAGCACGAGGCGGAGGCGGGCUGGAUCGAGGGAGUUGCCAUCCUGCUGUCGGUCAUCUGCGUGGUGGUAGUGACGGCGUUCAACGACUGGAGCAAAGAGAAGCAGUUCCGCGGCCUCCAGAGCCGCAUCGAGCAAGAGCAGAAGUUCACCGUGGUCCGCGGCGGGCAGGUCAUCCAGAUCCCCGUGGCGGAGAUUGUCGUAGGCGACGUCGCACAAAUAAAAUACGGGGACCUUCUGCCCGCCGAUGGUGUCCUCAUCCAAGGCAACGACUUGAAGAUCGACGAGAGCUCGCUCACGGGCGAGUCGGACCAUGUCAAGAAGACACAUGAUAAAGAUUUAAUGCUGUUAUCAGGCACCCACGUGAUGGAGGGCUCGGGGAAAAUGCUGGUCACGGCGGUGGGCGUCAACUCUCAAACUGGAAUUAUUUUCACGCUGCUCGGGGCCGCCGAGGACGAGGAUGACGACGACGACGGUGAUGACGACGAAAAGAAGGAAAAAGAGGACAAGAAGAAGCAGAAGAAAAACAAAAAGCAGGACGGCUCCAUUGAAAACCGGAAGAAAGCAAAAGCGCAGGAUGGCGCCGCCAUGGAAAUGCAGCCCCUGAACAGUGAUGAGGGAGCCGAUGCGGAAGAGAAGAAGAAAUCCACUCUGCCUAAAAAAGAGAAAUCUGUCCUCCAGGGCAAGCUGACCAAACUCGCCGUACAGAUCGGCAAAGCGGGAUUGGUGAUGUCGGCCAUCACCGUCAUCAUCCUGGUGGUGCUCUUUGUGGUCGACACCUUUUGGAUCCAAAACCUCCCCUGGGUCAAGGCCUGCACGCCCAUCUACAUCCAGUUCUUUGUCAAAUUCUUCAUCAUCGGUGUCACUGUGCUGGUGGUGGCUGUCCCCGAAGGCCUCCCGCUCGCCGUCACCAUCUCCCUGGCGUACUCCGUCAAGAAAAUGAUGAAAGACAACAACCUGGUGCGUCACCUGGAUGCCUGCGAGACAAUGGGGAAUGCCACGGCCAUCUGCUCCGACAAGACAGGGACGCUCACCAUGAACCGCAUGACGGUGGUGCAGGCCUAUGUCGCCGAGAAACACUACAAGCACGUGCCGGAACCGGAGAGCAUCCCGGCCUCCGUUUUGGAUUUCCUCAUUCUGGGGAUAGCCGUCAACUGCGCUUACACGACCAAGAUCAUGCCUCCGGAGAAAGAAGGCGGCCUGCCUCGGCAAGUGGGGAACAAGACCGAAUGUGCCUUGCUGGGAUUUUCCACCGACCUGAAGCGCGACUACCAGACCAUUCGCAACGAGAUCCCAGAGGAGAAGCUGUACAAGGUGUACACCUUCAACUCGGUGCGCAAGUCCAUGAGCACCGUGCUGAAGAUGGCCGACGGCAGCUACCGGAUGUUCAGCAAGGGCGCCUCGGAAAUCCUCCUCAAAAAGUGCUAUAAAAUCCUGACGGCGUCCGGCGAGUCCAAGGUGUUUCGCCCGCGAGAUCGAGACGACAUGGUGAAGAAAGUGAUCGAGCCCAUGGCCUCCGAAGGACUGAGGACCAUCUGCCUUGCAUAUCGAGAUUUCGCCGUGAAGGACGGCGAGCCCGACUGGGACAACGAGACCGACAUCCUCUCCGGGCUCACUUGCCUCUGCGUGGUGGGCAUCGAAGACCCCGUGAGGCCUGAGGUCCCAGACGCCAUCAGAAAGUGCCAGCGCGCCGGCAUCACGGUGCGGAUGGUGACGGGCGACAACAUCAACACGGCGCGCGCCAUCGCCAGCAAGUGCGGCAUCCUGCAGCCCGGAGACGACUUCAUCUGCUUGGAGGGCAAAGAGUUCAACCGACGGAUACGCAAUGAAAAGGGCGAGAUCGAGCAGGAGCGGAUUGACAAAAUCUGGCCCAAACUCCGAGUGCUGGCUCGUUCUUCCCCGACCGACAAGCACACUUUAGUCAAAGGUAUUAUCGACAGCACCGUGAUUGAGCAGAGGCAAGUCGUGGCCGUCACGGGUGACGGCACCAACGACGGUCCCGCCUUGAAGAAAGCCGACGUCGGCUUCGCCAUGGGUAUCGCCGGCACCGACGUGGCCAAGGAAGCGUCCGAUAUCAUCCUGACGGACGACAACUUUUCCAGCAUCGUCAAGGCGGUCAUGUGGGGGCGCAACGUUUACGACAGCAUUUCCAAGUUCUUGCAAUUUCAACUGACCGUUAACGUGGUGGCUGUCAUCGUGGCGUUCACGGGCGCCUGCAUCACACAGGACUCUCCACUGAAGGCGGUGCAGAUGUUGUGGGUCAACCUGAUCAUGGACACCUUCGCCUCGCUGGCGCUGGCCACCGAGCCGCCUACGGAAGCCCUGCUGCUCCGGAAACCAUACGGCCGCAACAAGCCGCUCAUCUCUCGCACCAUGAUGAAGAACAUCCUGGGCCAGGGCGUGUACCAGCUGGUCAUCAUCUUCACGCUGCUCUUCGCCGGAGAGACCUUGUUCGACAUCGACAGUGGCAGGAAGGCGCCGCUCCGGGCGCCGCCGUCGGAACACUACACCAUCGUCUUCAACACCUUCGUCCUAAUGCAGCUGUUCAACGAGAUCAACGCCCGCAAGAUCCACGGCGAACGCAACGUCUUUGACGGCAUCUUCAACAACCUCAUUUUCUGCAGCAUCGUCUUCGGUACCUUCAUCAUCCAGAUUGUCAUCGUGCAGUUUGGAGGGAAGCCAUUCAGCUGCGUGGCUCUCACCAUCGACCAGUGGCUCUGGUGCACUUUCUUGGGUUUCGGCUCACUGCUGUGGGGACAGGUCAUCUCGUCGAUCCCCACGAGCCGCUUAAAGUUCCUGAAAACGGCGGGCCACGGCACCCAGAAGGAGGAGAUCCCCGACGAGGAGCUGGAGGAGCUAGACGACAUGGACGAGAUCGAUCACGCCGAGCGGGAGCUCCGUCGCGGCCAGAUCCUUUGGUUCCGCGGCCUCAAUCGCAUCCAGACUCAGAUGGAUGUAGUGAGUGCGUUCCAGAGCGGAACUUCCUUUCAGGGGGCUCUGAGGCGUCAGGCCUCCAACUCCAGCCAGCAGCAGCACGAUAUCCGCGUGGUGAAUGCAUUCCGCAGCUCCAUCUCCCUCUAUGAGGGCCUGGAGAAGCCCGAGUCGCGGUCCUCCAUCCACAACUUCAUGACCCACCCGGAAUUUCGGAUAGAGGACUCUGAGCCGCACAUCCCCCUCAUAGACGACACGGACGCCGAGGACGACGCGCCCACCAAGCGCAACUCGGCCAGCCCCCGCAACGCCUCGCCCGCGCCGCCCUCGCCGGCCAGCGCCACCCCGCCUUCCGGCAGCCCCACCCUCAGCCCCGCCUCCCCCAACCAGAACAAUAACGCUGUGGAGAGCAGCAACCACCUCCUCCCGGAGGCCACCAAAGCGGGCGAGACCCCCGUGCCGGGCAGCCCCUUACACAGCCUGGAGACCUCUCUUUGAUCGCAAAGCACGCCCACCUCCCCAAAAGGCACCUUACCACUUUUCUACACCGGGGGGGUGGGGGUUGGGGGGCUGUGCUGGGCGGGGCUGGACAAACAGUGGGAGGAAUGUAACGGCUUGUGUGGAUACUUCUUCUUCGCUUCUUCUUCUUAAACCACGCCAGGACGCUGCUGCCUUCCCGCUACCCCAACCCCUUCCCCACACACACACACACACACACACACACACACACACACACUUUUGAUUUGUCUGUCGAGACAAAGGCGUGAUCAUAAACUCUUGAUUGAAAGUGACCUGGUUUUUUUUUUUCUUAUUCUACUCUUAUUAUUAAUAUGAUUUGAGAUACGAGGAGGAGAUCCUCGCAGCUUGACGACGACAGAACCUUUCCGCUUCUCUUUAAUCUCGAUGGUGUUGUAUAUUUAACUCUUCGGCCCUCUUUCACGCACACACACACACAGAAAAAAACAAAACUCAUUUCUGCUCCAUUUGGCUGUUAAUAUUUUGACUUAUUUAUGUUUAUGGAGGGGGAAAAAAAGCAGGUCUGUUUACAAAGUCUGUAGAUACUUUUUUUCCCCUGUUUGUAGGCAAAAGAGCUUCCUGAUGUAUGAUGCAGAAAAAUGGGGGACAGAUUUUAAAAAGAACUGAGAAGAUUAUUUCAGAUACUGCUGUAUUUUCAGGAAAAAAAGGGUGUUUCUAUUGAAACUUAAGUAUUUUUGCCUGCAAGUUUUAUUUGUUAUAUAUUUGUAGAUAAACAUAGAAACUUCUAGCCAAACCAAUAAACAAGUCUUGUAUAGAGAAGGAGGUCGGCCCGGCACGGCCCCCUGAUGACGUGUUUUGGAAAAUUGCUAUAAAUAUUUACUCUAUAGUUCCCACGUGCACAAAACCUUCUAGGAGAAAAAAGAAAUCCUCAUUUUUCAUCUGUUAGCUUGUGUUCCAAGAUUUCCACAUGUUGAAAGCUUUUCACCAUAAAAAAGGGAGCUCGUAUUUAGCAAGCGUGGCCUCUUCCCAAACAUAUUCAGAACAAGGUGACGCACUUUUUAUUGGCGCAAAAGGAACAACAACACAACUUGAGUUCAAUUGAGACAAAAUUAGCCAGUGAAUGUGCCUUGGCUCGAGUCAACGUUCAAGCUUGAUCAACCCUGCGGAUGCUUGCUAAAUAUAGACCCCACCCUACAGUUGUUUUUCGUUCUUGGAAUCUGUGUACUUUACAUUUUUAGUGUUUCUCAGCCCCCUUCACAGAUCUAAAAUGUUCCGCUUUCUUCCCCACCUUACACACAGUGGAACCAUUUUUGGACACCUGAUUUACUGGAAACACUAAAAAGGAUAUCUAUUUUCUUUUUUAAAGAAUAAAGAUGAGGCAUACACUGGUAUCUAUCUGCACAGGGUACUUUAUUUCCUAGCAGGAGUUUUGAUACAGACAACAACAAAUGUACCUUUGUAUUUUUAUGACGAUAAACUGAUUUAUUGAGCUUUCAUCAUGCUCACAAGACAGCUUGCAGAGGAUUUGACACUGCGGGGAGGCCACGCAAAUGUGUGUUGUUCUGGAACAUUCAUCUCAGGGUGCAAAUAGGUUUGAGGGAGAGAGAGAGAACAGACCUCUUUUUGUUUGUUUUUGUAUUUUUGUUUUGUUUGGUGGCUGCAUGGUUUACCAGCAGCCCCCCCCCCCCCCUACCCUCACCCAUAGGCGUGUGGAAUAAACAUUGAGAGGGAGCUGGCCUGUUGUCCUUGUUUGGUUUUACAGAUAUGACAAAUUAGCAGCUGGGAAGACCUUGAAAAUACAAAAAGCGGAAUCCAUACCAGGAGUUUGCUCUGUCGCUUCUUCCUGUAAAACGCAGGAAUGAAUGUUUUUUUUGUUUCCCAUCUGUUUUAUGGAUUAUUAUUUUUUUAUCUUUUAACAUUUGGAAAUAAAAGUACUUCAUGUCUGUUUAUCUUGAGCAUUUUAAAUGGAUAUCGUGAUUGGAUUUACAUUUGAAACUUGUCGAGUAAUGUGUAUGGUUUUUAAAAAUAAAUAAUGUAUUUAGCCUAUG
This is a messenger RNA of Syngnathus acus (greater pipefish), 6210 nucleotides long. It is a transcript of the gene atp2b1a, whose product is annotated as ATPase plasma membrane Ca2+ transporting 1a. NCBI's taxonomy places the organism in Eukaryota, Metazoa, Chordata, Actinopteri, Syngnathiformes, Syngnathidae. Gene Ontology annotation, biological process: calcium ion transmembrane transport; regulation of cytosolic calcium ion concentration. Bases 335 to 4183 code for a protein of 1282 amino acids. The transcript is spliced from 22 exons. Gene Ontology annotation, cellular component: membrane; intracellular membrane-bounded organelle. Gene Ontology annotation, molecular function: ATP binding; ATP hydrolysis activity; P-type calcium transporter activity. The record is from RefSeq and is a predicted model, not a curated record.